Stegodyphus dumicola is the source of this 1978-nucleotide messenger RNA. RefSeq names its product cell division cycle protein 27 (gene Cdc27). Gene Ontology annotation, cellular component: cytoplasm; anaphase-promoting complex. Gene Ontology annotation, molecular function: protein binding. Gene Ontology annotation, biological process: metaphase/anaphase transition of mitotic cell cycle; cell division; protein ubiquitination. The record is from RefSeq and is a predicted model, not a curated record. Lineage: Eukaryota; Metazoa; Arthropoda; Arachnida; Araneae; Eresidae.
CUGUCCUGAAAUUUGCAAAAUCCUAAAAUCCGCACAACCUCUGGUCCCAAGCUUUGCGGAUUUCUGGACUGGAUACAGUAGAAGUAUUGUUUAAAGUAUUGAAUUGAAAAUUUUUUGAAAUAAGCAAUUCUGUAAUUGCUUGUUGAGUAUUUUGCGUUGUUAUAAAAAGCAGAUAUUUUAACUGAAAGAAUUCUCUUUGUGAUAGUUAUAUUAUAAAAAUUAAAAUCUUAGAAUUUAAGGAGAUCAUUGAACUUUUGACUAAACAUUUUUGUUAACUUUUGACUAAACUAUUUUCUUACAGAAAAGAUUCUGUACAGCUUAUUUAAAUAGAGAUAAUAUAUUGUGAAAUAAAUUUGGAUUUUUAGAGUUAUAGAACAGUGUGGAAAAUCAUUAUUACAUGUGAAUGUUUGAUUAAAUAAAAGGAAACUAAUACUAUAAAAAGAAAGAGAGAAAGAAUAGAAACACACCAGAGUAAAACAUAAAAUUAGACAAAUGUUACAACUUUGUGUUUGUUGUUAUAUAAUAAUAAUAAUUAAAAUGUACAUCAAAUGCAAGUUUGUUGCUUUGUCUAAUUUUAUAAAUAUUAAAAAGUAAAUGAAUCACUUUUUUUUAUGUUAAAUCCGUGUAUGAAAUAUGCUCUUAAAAUAUUUUAUGAAAAUUAAUUUCAUCAAAUUCUAGUGUUGCAAACUUGAAAUUUUGUAUUUGUAAAUAUAGUAAUUUUUUCAAGAGGUAGGGAGAAUAAGUUAAAGCAUAUUUGCAUAAGCAAAUGCAAAAAGAAAAUCAAAAUUUGAUUGUGUGAUUCAGGUUGCAUUUGUAUGCAGCACAUGUUGAUAUUUUGUUCUAUUCCUUUGUAGGAUCCUAGUCAAAUAUCAAGCAAAAUUGCAAUUAUUCCUGUAUCACCUAUUCCAUCAAUCUAUAGUAGCCAGUCUCCUCUAACUUUUAUCAGGUCAACACCUGAAGUAAGUAUAGAGGUUUACACACCUGAAAACAAUGCUUGGGUUCCUUUUCCAACUUUUAUGAAAAAUGCCAAAAAAUAUGCUAAAAAUGGACGAAAUCUGUUUGGAAGUCAAAAUUCACAUUCUCCCAUCACACCUAGCUUUGGAAUCUUGCCUUUGUCUACGCCAGUGACAAGUCAAGAUAACGAUACGCCAUCUUGUGACAAAUUGACCAUUAAAAAGACUCCUAUGACAAGAAGAAGCCAAGAUUUAAAUCCUCCAAAAUUUCAAAUUUUUAGUCAGUCUGGGAACAACAACAAUAGUAAUACUGGCUUAUCGCAGACGCCUCAAGCUAGCCUCCCACCAGUUGCCUUGAGUAAUGUGAGGAGAAGUUCUAGACUUUUUAGCAGUUCUAAUUCUGUAAAAGAAAACAACAAAAGCUCUACUAGGACUAGGUUUAUUUCAACAAAAACACCUACAAAGAAAACAAAGGCACGUACAUCUCGAACUUCUAUUACGGAGCCAAAGGAAAGUGAACUGAAUGAAAUCAAUAAACCAGAAAUUCAGUGUGAAAAUAAGUUAUCAAAUUCUGUUACAAUAAUGCAGGCAGCUCUGAGCAUGCAGAAAGCAUCUGCAGGUAAGCUUUUUAUAUUUGUGUUGUUAUUUUUUAUUUUUAUUUAUUUAGUUAGUGUGGUGUCCCCCCCCCCAAUAGCCCAAAGCCGAGAAGAGCUUUUAGUUUCAAAAUGGCGUUUUGCAUCAGUUCACUACAAAAUCUCCAUUUCAAUUUUCAAAUUGCUGCCAACAAAUAUUAUUUGAAAAGUUUUCAUGAAUGUAUGUAUGUUUUUCACAUUAUGAAAAACAGCGGUGCCUAGAGCCAUCAAGUUUUGAAUAGCGUAGUCCCCCACCCAAAUGUGAGCAACUGGAAGUAUUGUCUUUCUCAUAUUUUGUAAAACUUGAACGAAUUUUUGAUUAACAAACUUAGUAAUUUCAAAGCAAUUGCAACACUUCACAAAAAAAAAAAAAAAAAAAAAAAAAAAAAGAAA